Molecule: messenger RNA, 899 nt
Organism: Ilex paraguariensis (yerba mate)
Lineage: Eukaryota; Viridiplantae; Streptophyta; Magnoliopsida; Aquifoliales; Aquifoliaceae
Source: the annotation of a GenBank genome assembly
UUCUGUACCUCUUAACUGAACCGAAACCCACAAAGGCCGAAACUCCUCGCUUUCAGAGCUCAAAGAUAUUGUAAGGAAUUUGAAGAGGGUGUUUUUUAGGAGAGAUAUUGGAGAAAAUGAAGAAUUCAGUAUCGGAAGAGAGGUUUUACAUUGAGAGUAGUGAAGAUGAGGAUGAAGAGAAGGCGUUUGACAAAGGUGAAGAUGAUAGCAAUGAUUCAGACGAUUCGAUUUAUUCGAACGACAAUCGUGAAAAUCAGCAGCAGAGCAAACCCAAUUCCUAUAACACCUCUUGGCCUCAAAGUUACAGGCAGUCGAUUGAUCUGUAUAGCAGUGUACCAUCACCAAGCAUAAACUUUCUGGGCACUCCUACACUAUCAAGACUAGGCAGUUCAUUUCUGUCAUCAUCAUUUACAAGGAGACACACUCCUGAGAUACUAUCAAAUUUGGUGAAGCCUCUGUUACCAACAGCAGAAAAUGAACAACAACAGCCACAGCCACAGCAAAGGCGUAGCUCUCACUCUCUUCUCCCUCCUAUUCCUUCAAAGAGGCCUCUUGGUAAGAAAGUGGGUACUGAUCAGAAACUCUCCAAGGUCUCCCAUGGCCAUGAGCUUCCUGCUUCUCGCCAGAGUUCCUACGGCCAAGCUGUUUUAAACGGAAUGAAUGUUCUAUGUGGGGUAGGAAUUCUUUCUACUCCAUAUGCUGUCAAACAAGGAGGAUGGGUUGGCCUUUCUAUACUCUUCAUCUUUGCAGCGCUUUCUUACUACACAGGUAUACUCUUGCGUAUUUGCUUGGAUAGCCAGCCCGGGCUUGAGACUUACCCAGACAUAGGCCAGGCUGCAUUUGGCACUGUGGGACGCUUGGCCAUCUCUGUAAGUCUGGCCCAUUUUGAAAAUGCUUAG